Molecule: messenger RNA, 14316 nt
Organism: Cygnus olor (mute swan)
Lineage: Eukaryota; Metazoa; Chordata; Aves; Anseriformes; Anatidae
Gene: BEND3
Product: BEN domain containing 3
Exons: 3
Coding region: 9091-11601 (836 amino acids)
Biological process (GO): rDNA heterochromatin formation
Cellular component (GO): heterochromatin
Molecular function (GO): DNA binding
Source: RefSeq, a predicted model, not a curated record
GGCUUGGGUCAAGCCAGUGCAUAAAAAUGACUUACUAACUUUUUUAUUAUCUUAAGAGAGGGUUUGAAGCGUUUGGGGGGUCAGAUAGGGCGGUAUUCUGAAGUAAAACAUGACGAUAAGGGGAGGGGGUGAAGCACUGAGGAAAACGGGCUGCUUCGCGCAGAUCUAAAAGAGGAGAAACCAAACCAGCGUGUUAAUGCUGGAAAUAACCUGGGUUAGCGCUACACCGACCACUGAGGUUGGCAUUAGAGAAAGUACGCAGGAGACAAGGAGAAAAUUUCAUCUUCAGGCACCACGUAGGAAACCUGUGCACUGAUUCUCUUAUUAUCACUUUUAAACUGCAUCUGUGCACACGGUUUAAAAUGAAACACAAAAAAGCCCCAACUUGAGAGCAUGCCCUGUAAGAGCAAAAUGUUGCCCUGUUGGCAAAGUGCCGUUGUUGCAGAUUGGCUUCAGUGGAGACCUGAAGCUUCCUGUUCUCCUCUACUGGGCAGCAAAGGAGGUUUUCAAGCUAUGUUAAGUAUAGGGAUUUUAUUGUCCAUAAGGGCAAAGCUUCCAGCAGCAGCUGCUCGUUCUUUUACAGAUAUUUUUUUCAUGGUUUUAAAACUUGUUGUGGUUGCAUUUUUAGUUAAAACAUGAUUGUAAUGCUGGAAUAUUGUUUUCUAAGGCACUUAGUGUUUCUCCUGCAAGUAUAGGAUAUCAAGAAUACAUUUUAUUGAAAACCUUCAUUUUGGGGUCACUAUCAGCACCCCUACUAUCACAAAAUUGACAGAAUAGAAACCAUCUGCUCUAAGUAUUCUUUAUAUUCUCUGUGUGCAUUUUGCCCUUUGUUCAGGUAACUGAAGCAAUAUUAUUAUUUCAUGGUUUCUUUAAGAUGAGUGGACUAUUUGAAAUCAGAUGGUAUAUAUUUUUUAAUUGACUCAGUUUCGGGUGUCAGACUUGCAUCUUCAACCUGCUACCUGUUCAAGUGACUUCCCAUGCCUUUUCAAAAUUCCUUUUCAGAAAAAAGUCAUAAUUUAUAAGGAGAUUUGACAAUGCAUACAAAGCAGAGUCAGACGUUCAGAGCGAACAAUCCAGAUUUCUUUCUUUUUUUCUAAUCUGUUUGUUGCAGUAGCUUUAGGUGUAACUUGGCAUCAGUAAGUGAAGGUGUUUCAGGUAGUAGUAUGCUGACAGUGACCUUCUCCAGUUACUUAUUCUGAACUUUGGGCAAAUGAGGAUGCUGGUGAGGUUUUCAGCAACAGGAGGAUAUUCAGACAGGAAAUAAAAACAUUAAUGAAAAUUCCAGAAAGCCCAGAAAAAAAUGUUUGUUUUGUUGUGUUUGAGAAGGCCUUGUCAAUGUUCUGCAAGAUUUCCAGUCAAGUCACUGACCCUCUGAGCAGGAAGCAAACAUUGCCUCUAAUAAGUGCACUUGAGGGCUCAGUUUUUGGAGUGGUAUUCAUGUGUGAUUCUGUUAAAUUGAAUUUGGGUGGCAUUGGUUUUUUAGAAAUUGAAGGAAUCAAAUGUACCCAAAGAAUAAUUGUAAUAGUGAAAUUACCGAACCCAGUGCUGCGGGUAGGAAGUAGGAGCUCUGACUGACUGGGCUCCCAGGCCAGACCCAGAAUUUUCAGUCAUUCAGGUUUGGUCCCACGACGCAGCAGAAGGGAGAAAGGCACUUUGGACAGUCUCUCCUGGGACUGGAAGGGCUGGAGGAGCCCUCCUUAGGAGCAGGUGCUUGCUCUCGUUAUUUCAGAGAGGUGGGCAGGGCUCGUUCUGAGACAUCAUGAUGGACAGUACAUCUACUGUCACCGGGCUGUCAGAGCGCUCACCACUCACACCCUGCCCGCGCCUGCUUCCAAGACCACGGGCUUCCCUGUGGAAGGGUCAGCCGCUUUCUGUGUUUUUGAGCCACAGGACAGCACGGGUUAGAAGGGACCUUGAAAGAUCGUCGGGUCCAACCUUCACUAGAAAAGGGAGCCUAGGUGAAAUUAUCCGUCACCCUGUCCAGUUGUGUCAUGAAAACCUUCGGUUAAGAGGACUCCACCAUGUCUCUGGGAAGUGUGUUCCUCUGUAAAAAAUACCUUACAUCAAGACAAAAGCUCUCCCAGUGAGACAAAACCUCUCCCAGGGCUGCCUGUACACAUUGCCCCUCACCCUCUCCGUGUGGCUCCUUGGGUAGAGAGUGCCUCUGGCCUCUUUGUAGCCACCCUUUACUAGAAAGCUGUGAUGAGUCCCCCUCGAGCCUUCUGCAGGGUGGAUAAAACGAAAACUCCUUCUGCCUUGCCUCAUGGGGCAGGGUCUUCAGCCCUUUGAUCAUCUUUGUGGCCUGCUUUUGGCUGCUCUCCAGUCUGUCUGCGUCUUUGUUUUUGGGUUGUGAGGUUUUGAAUUGUUUUCCCCAACACGUGCUUCACGUGAAGUGCAGGCAGAAACCCCGAGACAAGGAGCAGGACCUCAGGCUCUUUACUGUCUCAUGAGUAAUCGCUGUCCCUUGCAAAAGAUGAGUAUACACACAGCAGUUUUGGUUGGCUUCAGGUAAACCACAAGGUAAUUACGGAGCAUUGUUAUCUUGUGAUAAAGUUGUGUUGCAGGGAGGCAUGUGUAAGAGAAGGAGCUACUUUUUUUUUUUUUUUUCUGUUAAAAGCAAAGCAAAAUAACAGCAUUUCAGUGUACUGAUCUUGUAAAAUUUAGCCAGUGUUAUCUCCUUAGACUAUCAGCUUUUUCGGCGUUUGCAUCCUUUAUUUAACUUUACUAGGCUACCUGCUUGUUAAGAGGAGUGUUCUACCUUUCACUGCAUGCCGAAAGCAAAGAAAUUGAACAGUGUAUUCCACGUAGGCUUUAAACCCAUUCUUAGUGUUACUAGCAAACACUGUGUCAGAUCUUUUGACCAAAGUGUAUACAACAAUUCACGUCUUCAGAUACAAACAAAACUCAGGUAGAAUACUUCUCAGGGAAGCCCGUGAGUUUUUUGUGUGAAGCAAUGUACCACCAUGAGGCAAUAAAAGGAAUAAACGUCUCACAAUACACAAUGUCUAAAAAAAAGUUAUGUUAUUAAUUGUUAUUAAUAAUAACAUAUAAUGAAGAAAUAGAGACAUUCCUUCCAACCCACAUGGGAUACUAAAAUAGUUAGUAGGAUCAUGUGCGGUCAAGAAGCAGCAUCUACACAUUUACCAUGCAUUAAUGAAUCAAACAGAACAAUGUUUUGCAAGCAUUUAAAAUUAGCAAUAGAAAACUUCUAUAAAACUGAUAACAGAAAUUCUUAUUAGAGUAUAUUAGUUAAGAUAAUUAAGAUUCAUUUUAAUAUUGUGUUAUGUAAUCAAAAUUGCAUACCGCAUCUGAGCACUUUUAUCCUUUCCUACGUGUUUUUUACGCUACAUUUUUUUCCACAGUUGUCAGAAUUUACUACACUGGAUGUGGGUGUUUGUGAAGUAAAGAGUUACCUUUUAGUUACAAACAGUAGAGGAACAAUAUUUUUCCCGUUCUUGUUUUGUUCUGCUUUUGUUUUUUAAGUCAGCGCUUAAAAGUGAUCAAUCAGGCUUCCUUCAAGAAUGAUUGCAAGGGCAGAGAACUGCCUUGAUCUUGAAUUAUCAGCAAGAUCUCGGAGAACUGCCUUGAUCCUGUAUUAUCAGCGUGAUCUUUUCCCUUUGCAUUUUGUUCACAAGGCAAGUAGGAAAAACAUAUUCCACGGCCAACUAAUUAGUAAUUGUUAGGUAUAAAUAGGAGGAGGAGAAUGUCCAUCAUGGGAUGAUUUAAGUUAGGUUUAUGAUUCAAUUUGCUUUUAUAUCAAUUAUCAGUAUCUAAGUAAACGAAGUUAUUAUCGGUAACUAAGUAAGCUUUUAUGCUACUUUUUUAAGUAGCAUUAUACAUUGUGCGGUGUAGCAUACGAGAUGACAUGAGUCUGAAAUACAUUUGGAGCAUGAUUUGCAGUUUGCUCCCUUAUUCAUAAAUCUUUUGUACCUAAGUGUUUUAAAUCCUUAAGGCUUCUAUGCAUAUUUCAGGAGGCACAUUUUUGACAGAUGGAUCACAUUUUUUGCUCUAUUUGCAACAGCAGCAGCAAGGUAGUAGUUAGCACUAAAUGCACGGGGGAGCGUAAACAUUCCCAAACCUCUUUUUUAUAAGGCAUUAUUCCAAGCUCUGGAACUUGCAACAUGGAGCUAUGUGUUGAGCUUUUCUAUUAGCAAUGGGUAUUUUCGUCUGAAUGCUUAAUGUUGUUACCAAAAUGGUGCAACACAAUUAAGUGUCAUAACCUGGGAAGUCCUUGAAAUAGAGGCAUGUGCCUGAGUGAUGUGAAUGGAAGCAGGGAUUGUGCUUUCCCUUCAUUGAGCUCUCCCUUUCCCAUGUCUAAUCUGUUGAGAAGGGAGGGCAGGAUCUAUGGGAGGGGGGUUUGGGCAAUAGCGACAGCUGAGGUGUGCUGGGACCCCUCUUCAUUCCCAGCCCCCUCGCACCCCAGCCUUCUGUUCCCCGUCCCACCUGCCCUCCAGCGUGCCUGUUGCCCGGUGGUGAGACCACUCUUCCAGGAUUUGGGGACCUGCAGUCUUGUCUCCGCUGCAAAAUCGAGAGCAGGAAAGUAAACCAAAAACAGCCCCACAGGUUUUCUAGCUCCCAAAUAGCUCUUUCACCAUAAAUACCCCGUGCUUAUUUAUGACCGUCCUCUGCGAGAGUCCUGAAGUACCAAGCGCAUUCUGAAAAUGGCUGUUGAGUCUCAGGCAGUAGGCCAGAUGCAGACUAGCUCCUUGUACAGCAAUCUCGGCAGAAACUUGGUGUCUAGAAGCUGUAAACACCUUCAGGUUCAGCUGGUAGCUGAGUGGGAUUUCUGGAUCUUGCUGCAAGUCUCAAGAUCACAAAUCAAAUGCUUAGACUGGUGUCUAGAGUUAGACUAAUGCGUGUUUAAUGUAUUUGAAGUAGCCUGAACACGGAACAGGAGGGCACAAUGCUAUCUAUCAGAUCAGUUCCCUACAAAUAAGCUCAUCAUAUGUUAGGUUAAAAAGAAUAGUGUUGUUUUUUCAAAUCAUUUCAAAUCUGUUCACUUCUGUUAGAAAAACAAAGCUUUAAACAAAGCUUCUUACCUUAAGAAGACUCCUUUUUGGUUCAUCUUUUUUAACCAUUUCAAAAUCGUAAGGGUGAGCCUAGAGGACAGAGGGAACGCCUGUGUCUUCUUCCCAGGUGAGGGCUGGCACCACACAGGCUGCACUUCAUGCCUCCUCGCUGACACCCAGAGGUACACGUACCUGCAGUACCAGCACUAGUAGCUAUCAGUUUAGAUGGGAAGGCGAGUGCCUGCUGAUAAGUCAGGAAGGUAUUUCUUUUGGGGACACUGAUCACAUGGAAGUUACAAACCGCGUAUUGUUGUUGAGAGUUUUCAAACAGAUAAAACGUAGGCAGCAAAAUCUAAUGAUCUGUUGUUCACGUUCUGGGGAUAGGGUCCAUUUACCUCUUCUUCCCUGGGUGUUGAAUUUGUCCAAGUGCUACACAUCUCCCUGUCCAUCCUACGUGAGGUAGGUUUAGCUAAUGGCUGUACUAGAAACAGACUGCCUCUAAUCAGUAGCGGUCUCUUUGGGAGAGAAAGUGAGAGCACUGGCUGUUCGCUUCAUCUUUAGUGUUCGGAGGUGCACGAUCCAUCACCAAGGUUAUAAGAGUUAUUCUUUCAGAGUGUUUUACCGUAAGCAUAAAAAAGAAUGUGUCAGCUUACCUAUUCUGAGCCUGUUGCAUUAGUUGUUUCUAAAAGGUUCGCACAUUCUUUGGAAAUGAACUCUUUAUGCAAGAUGGACACCAGGGAACCUACAGGAAAGGCUCCUAAAAUAAUUCACUAAUUUCAGUAUUUACAGGCAAAACUCUAAAACUUGAACUUCUGGGUUUAUGUUCAUAAUUCAUAAAAUGUGAUUUUUUUUGGUCAGUUUAGGUGGAAAUACAAGAAGUUUCCGCAAAAAUGUAGACAUACAUGUGCACAGCCAGCUCCAGUCGACUUCAUUAGCAUCAAGAUCUGGCUAUUAAGGUGCCCGCUCCUGCAGGUGUUGGCAUGAUUUGGACCCCUGCAUCCAGGCCCCCAUUUCACAAGAUGCGAGCCCAGUGGUGUCCCAGCAUGACCGUGCUGCUCGGAGCCUGGCCUGAUUGCUUGCCUGCCCCGUUUCUUCCCUGAAUUAGGAGACAAGUGGCCCAACAGAAAAAGAAGUGAAUUAUUUUCUGUCAGUUUAUCGAGCUGAAAGAGUUCGGUGGAGGGUGGGGUGAGCAGCCAUGCCUGGCAGGGGGGGCAGAUGGGACCGCGUGGCAGGAAACUACAGGGGCAGCUGACUCCUGUCUCUCAACUGCGUGUGCUUAAUUUUCUCAUAAUACCUAGGUUCUUACAAAUACCACAGAAGAUAGGAAAACAGAUAGGAGAGAGAUUACUAGGGAUCCCAAAAAGGAAGAGGUUGGAGCUCAUGCUUUGUUUGACACCCAAGAGCUGAAAUAUGAAGUCCAGUAUUUCCUGGAUUCAUCCAAUCCGACGCUUUUUUACUAUCUGCUUUUAUUUUCAUUCUGGCAGUUUUCAAAUAAAAAAAAAUAGCUUCAAGUAGUAGCACUAUGUUUCAAAUACAUGGAACAAAACGUUCUGACUUAAUAUUAUUUGACCUGAGUUGGGGAUAGCUUGGCCUGCCCGAUGUUGUGUCCUUUAGAAAGUUAACAGUUAACCAGGGUAUGCGAUUUGCUUCAGUUUUCACUUUUUUGCAGUUUUAAGCAGUGCUUGUUCAGAGCCUCAUUUAUCUUCUCAUUACAAUUUGCUUCUAUUUUCUUAGUAUUCUCCUAAAGCAUUCUUCCUUUUUGGAUAGCAGCAGUAGUAAUAGUUACAAGACAAAUACAUUUCCAUAUAUCCUCUCCUAAAUAUUUUGUGUUGUUCCCCCCACCCCCGCUUUUAUAUUCUGUUCUUCUGGCUCUGUGUUUACCAGUACACCAGCUAGCAGUGAUCUGCUCUGAUAGAGCUGUCCAGGAUUCGGCUGGAACACCUGAGCGUUUUGAUUUCUGUUGUAGAGCACUCGGCAGUAGCAGCAGCUGGUUUGCUUGCUUUCACCUUAGGCCCUCAUAUAAAAGAUUGUGUCUCACAGUUCUUGAGCGCUUCCACAUUUUGGUUUUGUACCACGUCCCUUGGAGCUAAGCCUGAUGCAGUGGAAGGAAGGUCUGGAAAUUGAAUGUCAGUGUAUCUCGGAUAUCAGGGCAAAAUAUGAACUGCUAGUAUAAUGUGCUUUUCUUAAAGUCCAACAUAGCUUUUUGAUGGUGCUGUACAAAAUACAACGUCUUCUUAGGAUUUUUCAUACAGGACUUCAGUGGCUGUGUCUAAAUUCAUAAAUACUAUUGAGCUAGUAAGGCUGGGUAUUAGUCACGUUCUUACCAGGUGGCUUAGCAGUUGUUGUGGGCCCCUACAGAACUUGUAGAAAUUUAAGCAAAGUGAUUUUAGUACUGUUAAGCUGGCAUAAUUUAUGUGUGGAUCAAUUCAUAAAUGCAAGUCCCAAAAGAGGGGAUUAUGGUGGGUAGGAGGAGGUAUCUGGGGGGUUUAUAGUAGCUCCGUGUACAGCUGAGGGAUACUUUUUCUGGUGAUGAGAUGAAGACAAUCUCACGUUAUCCUCUUAAGGAUGCCCUUUACAAGGCUGUAUGUAAGGGCCAUGUUGAAGACGAGUGUGUCAGAGGAUAUUUGGGUUUCUGGAGUGGCCCAGUAUGAGCAGAUUUUAACUUCAUGCAUCUUUUGUUUGGAUGUGUGCUACCUGUUGCGGUGCAGUCAUACAAAACCUUACUCUGAAUGUGAUCGCAUGCUUACCAUUAACAGCCAUCCGUGGGUGACAAAGAAAAAAUAAAUUCACAGCUACUCAAUAUUCAAAUGUUUUAAUUUUUUUUAACAAUAUUGUGAGGUUAUAUUUUUUUUUAAAGUAUUCAACACUAUUUGAAAAUAAGGGAAAGUGGGUUUUUUCCUAAAACAUACCCUCUUCCCCCUCCUCACUCAAAUCUCUCAUUUAGAUUUCAUUGUAAUUCUCACUCAUAGGCUGUGUGUACACUUUUGAUGGAUUGUUUGCUUUUAUUCACCUGCUCCAGCUAGAAACAAGCCUCUCUUCCUAGUAAUAUUGACAAAUUUCAGGCCUUGGUUAAAGGAUAGACGCAAACAGUUUAAAUAAAACUGUACGAAGAAGGAAUCUAACUGUGGAAAUUGUAAAGUAAUAAUAAUCCGGCCAAGUAAACAUAAGGCUGGGCGUAGAUGAGCGUGAGUGGUGUGUGACAGUUUUCCAGUCACCAGUUUACCAGUUGAGAGUGUCAGGUUGCAGCUGUGUGUGUACCUCCUAAGGGCCAGGGAGCUCGCAUUAGGUUAUUUGCUUUGCCGAUCUCCACAAGACUUACAAUAUCUUUUGGGAACAUGUCCACAGACUGAUGUUUAUCCCGAGUAAUUAUCCAAAUUAGUUUUCAAGGAAGCAGAAAUAAAACUGAGUCUUGCAUAUGAGAAGUAAGGUUAAAAUCAUGCUAGGAUAAGACAGAUUAUUUACUUUUCCUUACAAAAAAAACCCACAAAACAUUCUUACAUUAUUUAGAGGCUGUUGGCUUACAGUAAGAAAAAAGGUAGUUACUGCAGAUCUACAGGUUGCUCAGUUCCGAUUAAUGCAAUCUGUAUCAGAAGAUCAACGAUUUUAAAGUGAAAACUUAUUCCAGCAUAUGUAUAUUCCACUUACUUCAUGAUGAGUUUUACUUAUGCGAUGACUUUGGGUCACCCACAAUGACUGCAUGAAAACAUUUGACUGUAAUAAGUGGUAACUUAGUACAGGAUGGAGAAUUCAAUACAGAUAACUUUCAUUUCUGUACUGCCAAGAUACUUUAUAAAGAUGUUUAAAACAACUUUCUCAAUACUGGAAAAUCACACGUUGUUUUAAAUAACUUCCUAGCCAUCGUGUGUUGUCUGCAGCAGAGUUCACGUGUUGACAGGUCUAUGGCUGGCAAUGGAAUUUACUGAAAAUCCCUAGUUACUGCAAAAGUCCAUAUCCAUGGGCUGUUAACGCCCAAUGGCUGUGGAGUAAAAGUAAUUACCAAAAUAGAUGUAGGUGUGUCCGGAUUCCAAAGAUGCUGAUACCUGGUUUUGUAUUUUUGUUUUGUUUUUUAGUGAGAUAGAAGAUGAAUUCAGCUGAAAUCACUGAUGAUGACGAAGUAAAAAUUCCUAAAAAAAAUAUUGUGAAAGUAGAAACAGAAAAUGAAGAUGAAGCUCUAGACUGCUCGGUAACAUCCAGAUCUUCUGAGAAACACUCACUGGAUGGCGCAGUUACUUGCCUACAGGAUUCCAACAAACGGAAACAGACCUCACUUGGUUGUGAUGGUUCAGGGAGCCAGCAAGAUGUCUUACCCAGUGUGAAGAAAAGACGCUUUACACAAGAGGGCUGCAAUUCAAACAUGAAGAACAGAGACGCUGGCUCGCCCACUCAGGUAAAUACAGAGCAGCCAAGCAAGAACAAGAAUCCUAAUAUAACGUGGCUCUGUGAAGAAGAACCCUUCAGUGACAUAACCACUUCGUCUUACAAGAAACCUCUCUAUGGCAUCUCACACAAAAUUACAGAGAAGAAGAACCCCGCAGGAGCGGAGCAGUUUGCCUCUUACGACCUGUAUGAAAAAAUCAGUCCCAGCAGUCCCUCGCAUCUUCGGACUCUGAAUGACCAACGCAAGAGGGACUCUGCUGCAGCCAUCGCCGCAGCAGCUGCUGCUGUAGAGUCUGACCCAAAUAUAUAUUCUUUGAUACAGAAAAUGUUCUACACACUGAACACCCUCAAUUCCAACAUGACUCAACUUCACAGUAAAGUUGACCUGCUGUCUCUGGAGGUGAGCAGAAUUAAAAAGCAAGUCAGUCCGGUGGAGUCCGUUGCAGAUUUCAAGCCUCCCCCCGAGUACACGCUGACUUCUGCAGAGCUCAAACAGAUCAUGGAUCAAAGCACGUCAGGGGGAGACCUGGCUUGCCGGUUACUAGUGCAGCUCUUCCCAGAGCUCUUCAGCGACGACGAGUUCAACAGAAACUGCAGCGCGUGUGGCUUUCUUAACAAAAGGAAACUUGAAUCUCUUCAUCUGCAGCUUAUCCGUAACUAUGUGGAAGUUUGUUAUCCUUCUGUGAAGAAUACAGCUGUCUGGCAGGUGGAGUGUUUGCCUCAAGUCAAUGAUUUUUUCAAUAGAUUUUGGGCUCAAAGGGAAAUGGAAAAUAGUCAGCAGAGUGUGCAAUCAUCUAGUUUUUAUGAUACUGAGCAGGUAGAAUCCUCUCAUUUUAUUGACGAUAAAGAGCAGGAAGAAGCUUUGUCCUUGGACAGGAGUAGCAUCAUUGCCUCAGAUUACAUUCUGGAUGCUCAGGAUCUCAAUGAAUUUUUAGAUGAAGCUUCUUCUCCAGGGGAAUUUUCUGUUUUUUUGUUACAUAGGUUGUUUCCAGAACUCUUUGACCACAGAAAAUUAGCUGAAAGGUACAGCUGCUAUGGAGACUCUGGGAAGCAACUGCUGGAUCCUCAUCGGCUUCAAAUAAUCCGUAGGUACACUGAAAUUUACUUUCCAGACGUGCAAGAAGAAGAAGCCUGGUUGCAGCAGUGUGUUCAGCGAAUAAACGAGGAGCUUGAAAAUACGUAUAUGGAUGGAAGUGAAUGCGAUCAGUUGAGAGAUGACUGUUACGAUUCUUCUAGUUUACCAGAUGAUGUAUCAAUCAUAAAAGUGGAAGAUAGUUUUGAAUACGAAAAACCCGGUAGACGCUCAAAAAAAAUCUGGCUUGUGCCCAUUGACUUUGAGAAACUUGACUUUCCCCCUCCUGAUUUCGAUGUCCCUGUCCCAGAUUAUCUGUUGAACAAAGAACAGAUUAAAAACAUAUAUGAAAGUAGUCUUUCCAUAGGCAAUUUUGCCUCUCGAUUGCUGGUUCUCUUAUUUCCUGAACUGUUUACGCAUGAAAACUUACGGAAGCAAUACAACUGUAGUGGGUCUUUAGGCAAGAAACAGCUCGAUCCCACUAGAAUUAAAUUAAUUCGACAUUACGUGCAGAUACUGUACCCGAGGGCAAAGAAUGACAGAGUGUGGACGUUGGAAUUUGUUGGGAAGCUUGACGAGAGGUGUCGGCGAAGAGACACGGAGCAAAGACGCUCAUACCAGCAGCAGCGGAAGGUCCACGUGCCGGGGCCCGAGAGGAGGGAAUUUCUCAGCUAUGCAAUAAACCCCGAAAGGUUUCGAGAAGAGUUCGAAGGGCCACCGCUGCCACCCGAAAGAAGCAGCAAGGAUUUUUGCAAGAUACCACUCGAUGAACUUGUUAUUCCUAACCCAGACUUCCCUGUGCCUUCUCUGUAUUUGCUGUCUGAUAAGGAGGUGAGAGAGAUAGUACAGCAGAGCCUUUCAGUUGGAAACUUUGCUGCCAGGCUCCUUGUAAGACUCUUUCCAGAACUCUUUACUCCCGAGAAUCUCAGACUGCAAUACAACCAUUCAGGUGCUUGUAACAAAAAACAGCUUGAUCCUAUCAGACUGAGACUGAUCCGUCAUUACGUGGAAGCGGUUUACCCCGUGGAGAAAAUGGAAGAAGUAUGGCAUUAUGAAUGUAUACCGAGCAUUGACGAAAGAUGCCGGCGUCCUAACAGAAAAAAGUGUGAUAUACUGAAAAAAGCAAAGAAAGCCAAGAAGUGACAGGCUCUUGAAAUUCCUAAGACUUUGACCACUAAAUUAUUGUCAGGAUGAUGCUUUGUUUUAGCCUGAGGGGCCUGUCAGGGGCUGGGGUUGCUCAGCAUCUAGGACAGUUAGGCACUAAGUUUGUUGCAUUUUAACAUGUGUGUUGCAUCUAUGUGGGCACGGCAGCAGUGGGAAGUGGCUUACUACAUUUGUACAUGGGUGAAGAUCACAAGUCAUCGGUGACAGAGCUAUUAAUGACUCAUUAAGAGCAUGACUUUCACUGGUGCAAAUACAUGUAUUGAAACUGUAUUAUUCCACUCCCCAUUUCUGCAUCUUCCUUUUUUAUCACUUUCUAAUAAUAAAGAUUUUUUUUUAAAAAAAAACAUUGUGCUCUUCAGGGGCAGUUUUUCAUUUUACCCUUAUAAACAGUCAUGUUAGUUCUUUUGGAGUUUGAAAUUUAAAUUUAAUUUAAAUUUACUAGUCUAAUUGUUUUUGAAAGUGCCAUAUUCAUUGAAAAUCAUUGGAAUGUCUGACUUGACUUCUGCAGUAAUUGCAGCUUUACAUUUGUUUUGUUCUUGACCAUACUGAGAUACUGAAAGUAGUAACACUGUGUCAAAGAAUGGAUCAGAGUGAUGUAAUUUCCGUUUUUGACUGUUACCCAUGUUUUGUUUCUAAACGUUCUGAGAAUUGAACUAUUGAAGAAUUAAGAUGUGAGCAUGGACACAAUGUGAAUGUUUCUUUAUGUUUCUUUAUGUUGACACCACAAGCUUGAUCCUGCCCCUGUGAGUUUUGUUUUUUGCUCAGUGUCACUGCUGGCAUGACUAAGGAUGGCUUGUACGAGUAAAGCCAGCAGCACAGACCCAAGCCUAUACCCAUGGAAUGUAUUGCCAUUGCCUGCUUGCCACUCUAUUUGCAAAAUGCCAACGACAACAACAACAACAACAUAAUAAGCAACAAGAACUUAGAAAAAUUUUAGACCUUACUCUCUGUCAAAAUCAUGAUUCCAACAGUUUCCAGUGUUAAUAAUGAAUUGAAUAUAUAAAAAUUGCAAAGAUUACAUGCAGAGAUUGGUUCUGCGAUGAAAUUGAAUGCUACAGGGUCCCCACGUACGAGCUGUGGUAAUGUAACUCAUUGUUUGCAUCAGUGCAGCACCAUCUGGAUUUUUCAGGUGUAGGGGUACUGAGCUCCCUCACUUUGCCAAAUUGAUUUAGUGUAAUUAGUAGCUAUUUGGAGACAUAAUUGUGUAUGUAUAACUUAGGUUCAUACAGUCAAGUUUGCAUCAUUAAUAUGUUCAAGUGUAACAGAGACCACCCAGAACCCAGUGUGACUCUGCUGUAUGAUUUGUCACUGGAGAGCACUGCUUUAAAACUGGUUUUCCUCCUUUUUUUUUUUUUUUUUUUUUUUCCUAAAUACUGAAAUAAAUGAAAUAGGGAGUCAGACAUGAAUUUUUAAGUCAGUAGGGACGGUGAUUGCCUACUGACCAUCACUGGAACACCUUGGAGCAAUUGUUGACGUUCUCUGUGGUCCUUUUUUGUUGUUUACUUAGGUGGGUCAUAGUAUCAAAUUCUGAGUCUGUUCCAGUGUAAUUUUCUAUUUUAGCAUUUGUAAGAAAGUACAAAAUAAUUGAUAUUUUUACUUCGGAUUUUUAGAAUUUAUUGUUCUUAGAGUCAUAUUGAUCCCUCCCUUUAAAAAGCAAAACAAAACAUUUUGUCCUAAUGGCAAGUAUUAGCAAAGUAUAUCAUGUUAAACCAGGAAUAAAUCAUAAUAGAUGGUAGCAUUUGCUCGUUUUCCCCAUGUGCUAGCAACAUUCUCAAAGAAUUUAUGAAGAAAGUCAUGAAUGUACUAAAUAAUACACUGAUACUGUUUAUAUCCAUUUAAAUGUUUCCUGUUGAUUUAAAUAAUAGCAGACCAUGCACAAAAUGGAUAUCAGAGCAAAUAUGGCUAUAAUAAAAUGAAAACAUUUUACCAAAGAUAAAGAACUGAUACCACAAUGUCUGCAUCUUUCAUUUUAGUGCGUAAAUUUAGCAAAUUGAAUGUAUCAGAAACCAAGACUUUCUCUUGUAAUUGUAUGCUACCUAGCACCUCUGUGAAUUUUUUUUACAUGCACUUUUAUGGGAGACAUAAACUGACAGAAAAUAAUCAACAGCCUCUUAAUUUUGUGUUGUUAAUGCCUGACCAGAAGGUAAGAAAUAUGAAGUGCAGGUUUUCUUUGUAAUUUUCUUAUCUUAAUGUCAUGCAUGUUUUACAACUAAGUGAUUUUGAAGCUCCCAAAAUAAGUCGAUAGAUGUUAAACUUUUGUACAAUUGACAGAUGUUACUAGCUAGCAUGCAAAUUUGAGACAUACUGGCUUUUACUGUAGGUGUGGAUAUUUUAGAAUAUUUUGAAUCACCCUCUCCUGAUAAGGCACAAUCAGUCCAUUUACCUUAUAGACUAAUUAGUGAAAAAGAGAUUUUUCACCUUUUGAAAUGGCAUUUUCAAAAGUGGGCAUGGAAAGAUCCUCACUGUUUUUUCUCUUAACUUCUGUGUAAUUGCUGUGUACAUUCCUUUCAUCUCACUGUUCACAACCUUUCAUGAUUUGUUUGAUUGUAUGCUUUAUGACCGAUAUCAAGAAAAUACAGACAUAUGGGUAGUGAUGUAGCUCACUAAAGCUCACCCUUGCAGUGCAUCUGAAGUACAGCCACUUCAUCCAGUUGGUCUGUCCUGUAAAUAAAUUAAAGUUAUAUUAUUUUCAUA